Molecule: messenger RNA, 1269 nt
Organism: Abrus precatorius (Indian licorice)
Lineage: Eukaryota; Viridiplantae; Streptophyta; Magnoliopsida; Fabales; Fabaceae
Product: mannose-6-phosphate isomerase 1-like
Exons: 5
Coding region: 1-1269 (422 amino acids)
Biological process (GO): GDP-mannose biosynthetic process; carbohydrate metabolic process
Cellular component (GO): cytosol
Molecular function (GO): mannose-6-phosphate isomerase activity; zinc ion binding
Source: RefSeq, a predicted model, not a curated record
AUGAACUCCAACAAGCUUCAAAGGUUGCAUUGCACCGUGAAGAACUAUGAAUGGGGUCGACCGUGCCAUGAGUCCCUCGUUGCAAGACUCUAUGCAUUGAAUUGUGGGUCUCAUAUGGUUGAUGAAGAUGAGCCUUAUGCUGAGUUUUGGAUGGGAACACAUGUGUCUGCACCCUCAUUCCUUGUCUUGGAUGGCUCAGAACAAAGAGUUACUCUUAAGUCUUGGCUUCUGGAGAAUCCUAACUUGCUUGGACAAAAGGUCCUUCAGAAGUGGGGGGUUGAUCUCCCUUUCUUGUUUAAGGUGCUAUCAGUGGACAAGGCCUUGUCUAUACAAGCUCACCCUGAUAAAAAGCUGGCCAAAGCCUUGCAUAAACUGCACCCAAAUGUUUAUAAAGAUGGCAAUCACAAACCCGAGAUGGCUCUUGCUGUCACACAAUUUGAGGCUUUAUGCGGCUUUGUCACUCUUAAGGAGCUCAAGGUGGUGCUUACAAUUCCUGAGGUUAUGGAACUUGUUGGUGCUGAAAAUGUUAACUUGAUGUUACAAAUCACUGAUCAGGGUGGUGAAGAGAAGGUUAAACCUCUUUUGCAGACUCUAUUCACUGAUCUCAUCUCAGCAAGUAAGGAGAGAGUAAUUGGUGCAGUAAACAGAUUGAGAAGUCGUCUGCAAAAGGAAAGUCAGUUAAGGGAGUUAACAGAUAAGGAGCAAUUGGUACUGCGGUUGGAAAAACAGUAUCCAUUUGAUGUUGGUGUCAUAGCAGCUUUCUUUCUUAACCAUGUAAGACUCACUCCAGGUGAAGCCUUGUUCCUUUGUGCAAAUGAACCACAUGCAUAUAUUUGUGGUGACUGCAUUGAAUGCAUGGCAACUUCGGAUAAUGUUGUGAGAGCUGGCCUCACUCCUAAACAAAGAGAUGUACAAACUCUUUGUUCAAUGCUCACAUACAAACAGGGUUCUCCUGAGAUUCUGCAUGGAGUUCCUAUAAAUCCAUAUGUAAAUAGAUACAUUCCACCAUUUGAGGAAUUUGAGAUUGAUUGGUGUGUUCUUCCUCAAGGGGCAAAAGCAGUGUUCCCAGCAGUUCCAGGUCCUUCCAUCUAUUUGGUCACACAAGGGGAAGGAAUGAUGAAUACAGAAUCACCAAAAAGAUAUCCAAUCAUUGAAGGGAAUGUUCUCUUUGUGGCAGCCAACACUGAGAUUACUGUUAAUAGUACAUUUGCAUCUGAGUUGCAUUUGUAUAGGACAGGGGUUAACAGCAGAUUCUUCCAAGCUUCCUAA